This is a messenger RNA of Prinia subflava (tawny-flanked prinia), 6896 nucleotides long. RefSeq names its product C-type lectin domain containing 14A (gene CLEC14A). The record is from RefSeq and is a predicted model, not a curated record. The transcript has a single exon. NCBI's taxonomy places the organism in Eukaryota, Metazoa, Chordata, Aves, Passeriformes, Cisticolidae. Gene Ontology annotation, cellular component: external side of plasma membrane; extracellular matrix. Gene Ontology annotation, biological process: cell migration. Gene Ontology annotation, molecular function: extracellular matrix protein binding; extracellular matrix binding.
AUGCCGAGGUCAGCCACGGCUCCCGACACGUUUCCUCGGGCAGGUCCGGGGGAGGGCCGUGGGAGCGGGGCCGGCGCCGGAGAGGGACGGCGCGGGUAGCAGAGGCCAGCCCGAGCGGGGCCGAACGGCAGCACAGCCGCAGGGCGGCCCGCGCCCCUCAGCCCGCCGCGUCCCGCCGCCGGCAUGAGCCGGGCCGGGCCCUGGUGCCUGCUCCUGGCUGCGGCCUGCGCCCUGGGCCGGGCCCCGCCGCCCCCGCGGGCCGCCGUGCGCUGCCCGCCCGCCGGCGCCUGCUUCAGCGCACACCUCGCCAACGUGUCGUACGCCGAGGCCCGCGGCGCCUGCCACCAGCGGCGGGGCAGCCUGGCCUGGGUCAGCGGCGAGCCGGAGCUGCGCCUGCUGCUGGGGCUGCUGGCAAAGGCGGCGGUGCCCGCGCCCGCGCUGUUCUGGGUCGGGCUGAAGAGGAACGCCUCCGCCUGCACCCACGAGGAGCAGCCGCUCCGCGGCUUCUCCUGGGACGGCGUCGAGGAGGGGACGGCCCCGCAGGAGGUGCCGGUGGCGCUCGGCCGGUGGCUGCAGGAGCCCCUGCGGUCCUGCCUCACCGCCCGCUGCGCUGGGCUGCAGCUGGCGGCCGACCCCGGGGACGGCCCCGGCUGGGGCUGGAAGGAGCGGGUCUGCCAGCUGAAAAGCCCGGGCUACCUCUGCAAGUACCGGUACGAGGGUGCCUGCCCCGACCUCAGUCCCGCGGGCGCCCUCGGCCUCGACUACCGGCUCCCCUUCGAGGAGCGCAGCGGCGGCCCCGGCUUCAGCCCGCCGGGCACCGUGCUGACGGUGGCGUGUCCCGGCGGGGAGGUGCGGCUCAUGUGCCAGCCCGAGCAGGGCGGCUUCGCCUGGAAGGCGGCAGAGAAGCCCCUCUGCCCCUGCCCCUUCGGCCGCAGGAGCCCCGACAGCGGGCGGUGCGCCAAGGCCGCCGGGUGCCGCGAUGCCGCCGGCCGCUUCGCCUGUGCCUGCAGCCCGGACGGAGCUCCCUGCCCGGGCACGGGGCCGGCCCCCACCGCCGCAGACGGCCCCGCGGAGCCGUCGGGUGCCAGGGCGGAGGGGCGGCGUCCUUCCAUCCCGACACCCGGCGGUUCCACGGAGCCGCCCGCCACCACCACGGCAGCCGCCAGCGGAGAGAAGACGGCUGCUCCGCCGCCCUCCUCCUCCCCCUCCGCCUCCUCCUCUUCCAACUACGUUUUCAUCCUGGUGACGGUCGCGGUGGUGGUGCUGGUCAUCCUGGUCAUGACGGUCCUGGGGGUGUUCAAAAUCUGCUUUAACAAGAAAUCCGAGGGCCGCGGGGACAAGGAGCCGUCGGAGGCCGGCAGCAAGGCGGAGGCAGGCUCCGCGGAGCCCAGCGGGGCGGCGGGCGGUGAAUAGCCCCGGACCGCCGAGGCCGCGUCCCUCGGGGCUGCCCUGAGCGGCAGCUCCCGCCCGGGCCAGCGCUCGGGUCCGCACGUCCCUCCCGCCCCCAGCCCUGCUGCCGCGGGAGCCGGAGGAGAGGCGCCGCGGGGCUCAGCUGGGCAGGGCUCGCACAUCAUCAGACGCAGGAGCGCGUAGAGACGUUCUCUUGAGGGGAUUGAAGUCUGGACAGUCGGGAGUUUCAGCCGGUCUGAAAAACAGUUAUUUCGGUGCUGAUUUCACAAAAAUAUAAAUAGAUCAGCCUGGCCGACAGAGCGAUUGCAGCUGCAACAACUGUGCCUUUUUAUCCUCUCAGAAACGGUUCAUCGUGUGCCUUCUUUGGAACAAGCAUAAAGUGGAACACUUUGAGCACUUGCAUCUUGUCAUUUCAAAGUCACUCCUUGCCUGAAUGGUACUUGGAGGCUCUCGUUUUUAAUCUAAUUGCUGGAACUUUGGGAGACGUGAACUGCCGUAAUUUUGGAUGAAACUGCAACCCAUAUGCUUUCAUACUGACAUUCUUAAAAAAUGAAAGAGCGUUUCUAUACUUAGAAAGUCAUUAAACUGCUGAGGAAGCUAAAGGUUAAUGGGGAGUCAGUUUUAUACUUCAGCUGAUGAAAAGAAUAAAGGAUGAUGUAAAUCACUGCCCUGUUUGUUACUUCAUACUCAUUUUUAUUGUAGCAGAGAAUAAAUUUUUCAGUUACAGUUUUUCUCCUAAGUUGUGUUGGUACAAAACUUGCUUUCUCUAUGCAAUAUGCAGCUCCCUUAGAAUCAGACAAGGUGCUGACACACCACACUGCAAGGGGAGUUAACGUGAGUCCAAAUACAUCAUGCAAAUCUCAUUCUUUUUAGGCAGAUAUAUUGUUUUCCAUGGAGUCCCUUGAGAGUAAGGAAAGAUUCACCUUUUGUGCCCUUCUCUAAAUGAGGUAAACACUUCCUCCGUGAUUUCCCUCGGGAACUCCUGAAGGGGAGCUUUCAUCUUGGCUACAGAACUUGCUUUCCGUGCAGUUCAGAGUGCUGAUGCUCACUUAUUAUUAUUAUGAUGGUGUUGGUUUUCAAUUAAAGUUGUAAUAUUAAAUACUGAUUCAAGGUUCUCUGAGUGCAGUUAUACACAGCUGACUCGUCUCAUGCAAGCCUUUUGAGGUGCAGGGAGAAUAGGGAAACAUUUUCUUCCCUUAAGAGAACUUGAAGCUCUGAAAUGCCUCUUUAAAUACACUUGUUUGUUUUUUUUUCCUCUCUUGAGAGCUGACAUUCUGUCUACUGCUUUAAUUUUGACAAUUUCCUGUUGAGUUUGAAGAACUCUGUUUCAAAAAAUAAUGUGUAUUAUUAUGACCUAUUUUUCUUGCAAGCAAAGAGUUCAUGAUAGAUAUGGUGUAAACAUAUGCUAAGGAUAAAGAAUUAUGUAGUAUAAGUUUUUUUCCUUUUCCCUCUCCCUUUAAUGGCGAUAGGCAGUUGCUAUCUGGGAAACAGUCUUUUGCUUUUGGUAAAGAGGUCACUGAUAGUUGUGAGCCAUCAGACUGACUGUAGCCAUAAAUUCCCUUGUAUUAUGACAGGAAUUAAAUCCAGCUAGGUGAGAAUGCUACUCAUUACAAGGUGACUCAUAAUCUGCAUACUUUUCUAAUCUGUUUAUUUGUAUUUCAGAAGGCAGGCGUUUUUCAACUUGGGCAGGAGGCUUGAUUCUACAUUCAGAUGUGCACAGAUUUGGAAAAUGACUUAGCCAUUAAUGCCUUAUUUCUUAAUAACACUCUUGUUGCUGUCACUGUAAGUAAUUUCUUUUAUGGGGUGAUAUAUGUGGAGCUCUCCUUCUAUCAGGGACUGUGUAAGCAAAUAGCAGCUAAGAUGGAUGAGAACCUCUCUAAAUUAUUUUUUUCUGUGUUUUAGUCUUUCUCACAUAUCAGAUAGCUGAAUGCUUGAUGGGACUGUUCAGGUUUGUUUCUCUAAACUCUAGAAACUCUCUCAUUCUGGAGUCUUACCAAGCACAUAGUUAAAUGCUGAGUUCAACACUUGACUACUUAUUUUGGCAUCUCUCAGUAUGUGACUCACACUAUGUUUGUUAAAAUAUACAAGUUCAUGCCCUUUAAAGCCAUUCACCUGUCCCAUAAUUCCCAUUUCGCUCUUCCUGUGAAGUCAUGUUUUGAUUUGAGAGCUGUUUUUCUCACACAAUUCAGGAUCACUAGACAUUUGUCUAGAGGACUACACAAGGGUUCUACUGUGUUACCCCUGGCUUAUAAUUUGACUCAUCUGAAACCACACUAUUUUGUGUCUAAGGACGGAAUCCAUCCUAUCAUGUGUAGACAUCUCCAACAGUUCAUCUAGACUUUUUUACUCACCUCGACUCCCUUACUGCCUACAGAGACAAAUAGAUGCUUGCCAUUAAUCUCAUUUUAGACUAGAUGCUGAAAACAGGACCAAUGAAUUAUAUCCUGAAAGUGCCUUUUCUCUGCAUUGACUAUAAAGAAGGCAUAUGGAGGCUACUUUUAUUUAAAUGCCGCUGUAAAAUACACUCUUAAAUCAGAAAAAUCAGCCCACUUAAGUCUCCAGCUGUGCAAGUCACUUUUCUAAAGGCAAACUCAUGGUGCAUUCUGUCUCUUCAAGGCAUGGCUAAAUGGUCAUAAUUUUAUUAUUGCUUUUGUUGCUUUUUACGUGCUAGAGAUUCUUAUUUAGUAUAUUUAGGGUUCUUUACCUUAUUUUUGCAGUCAGUAGAAUACAAAACAAAUAUAAUUUGGAUUGUUUGGAACAUGAGCAGAUUUGAAAUGCAUGAAUUUCUCUAUCUCUGAUGGUUCAGACCAACAAGAAGAUGGUUUGGGAGAAAGGAUUGAUCAUUUUUGCUUUUCACUCUUGAUCAAAUUGAGUCUUGAGUGAAUAAGAAACCAACAUCUGUCAUGCAACCAUUGGUUCAUAUCACAACCAUGGUUCACUGGUCUGCAAUGCAGAUUCAGAGCAGAGUUUGCUGUUUAGAACCAUGGAAGGAGAAUAAGUAACAUCAUAAUGAGUACAGAUAAUCAUAACAAGUACUGAGAUAAUAGAAGUGUUUGGUUAUGAAAGUGGAUGCAAAUUUUUAAAAAUUAUUAUAUAGCACUGUAUAAAAAUCACACAAUCAAAUGCAAGUAUUUUUACAAAACAUGUCAAGGAUAGAGACAAAUUUUGACUUUUCUGUCAUGUUACAUACAUGUCCCUUGACUAAACAUUAUAUAAUGUACAAUUUUCCAACUGUUUUUCCAGCAUAGGAAAAAAAAAUAUUUCAUCCCAUAUUGAAGUCAUAUAAAUCACAUACAAACUUUGUAUCUGUGAGAUUUAGAAUGCUUGCAUUCGUAAUGAAAUGAUGAUAGCAAGAAACUGUUAGUCUGCAUUAGAAAAUGGUGAUUCCUGCAAAGAAGAGGAAUGUCCAGGUCUCUUGUCUAUCACAGUUAUCCAGAAAGUGUCCCAUGUUGCCAAUUUUAGAUUUCCUUAAUUCCUACAAAGAUAGUUUCACUGGUAGGCAUACAAUUUGUCAACUGCACAUUUUAUUUAUGAACAAGUGAUGAAUUUUUAAUGGUUUGUUUCAUUAAGUGAUCAGAAAUAAAAUUUUAAUUUCCACAUUUUUUAAAAAUAAUGAUUUAUGCUGCUAAGGUCUUAAUUAGGUGUUCUAUGGGAUUGAAAUAAAAUCUACAAAUGGACAUGGGAAAAAUUCAAGUACUUCUGACAACAUUUCUCCUUGUUUAAUUGUAUUGUACAGCUUAAAGAAUAUUAAAAAUAUAAUGGAUUCUAUGCUUCACCUAGAAAUUUCCUACCACUUAAUUUGUUUCAUGUUUUAAAUACCAGUUCUCUUUCCUCAUUUAUUACAUGGAGGUCAGUCAUGGGUAGAUGCAAUGUAGUUCAUUCUAGAAGUAAUAUUUUUUUUUAUUUCUUCAUUAUGUGGACACUUACCAAGGCUAUAGUGUGGCGAUUCAUGUAUUUCACUAAAGAUAUAUAAUUGACUCAAAAGGCAAACACAGCAGGGCAACAGCAGCAGAAACUGCAUUCCCAGGGCUUCAAAACGUUAAACUUAAUGUCUUUUUUUCUUCUCCCAAUAUGCAGCCUUGUCUUUCUCUUCUGGCUUGUAGUCUGGGACUGGAAGAUUUGAAAGUGGAUGUGUAAAGGAAGUCAUCUGUUAGUAUGCAAGUCUUUCCCCUUUUCUGCAUUGCUGAUUAGAACCACAGAAUCAUGGAAUGGUUUGGGAUGGAAGGGACCUUAAAGAUCACCUCAUUCCACCCCUCUGCUCUGUGCAGGGACACCUUCCACUAGACCAGGUUGCUAGAGCCCUAUCCAGCCUGGCCCUGAACAAUUCAAGGGAUGGGGCAUUCACAACUUUGCUAAGCAAACUGGUCCAGUGUCUCACUACUCUCACAGCGAAGAAUUUCUUCUUCACACCUAAUCCACACCUACCCUCUUUGUUUGAAGCCACCCCCCUUUGGCCUGUCAAGCCCUAGGAAAAUGUUCUUCAACUUUCUUGUAGGUACUGGAAGGUUGUUUGUAGGUACUGGAAGCCUUCUCUUUUCCAGGGUGAACAAUCCCAACUCUUGCAGCCUGUCCUUGUAGGAGAGGUGUUCUAACCCUCUGAUCAUCUUGGUGACCUCCUCUGGACUCCAGCAUGUCCACAUCCUUCUUAUGCUGGGAGCCCCAGAGGAGAACACAGUACUCCAGGUGGAGUGGACGCAGGAGUGGAGCUGGGAAAUGCAGAGAUAUGGUGGUGGUGCUGCUUUUGUUAUGUCCUUCCCCUCCUUCCACUUGCCAGUCCUUUUGCAUUCUGAGUCAGAAGAACGGGCAAACAACUACUAUUAUGCAUUUUAUGGUUAAUAUCAGAGAAAGAACACUACAGGUCCACAGAGAGGAUGAGCUGAGGAGGGAAAGAUGAGAAAGACAAGCAAGCAUCCAUCUUUACCAGGAUGCAUCUGUCCUAACCAUCUUCUUGCUGCAUAUGUUUUCAGGUGUUACUCAAAAUGUGGUGGACUGCAAACAAAUAAACAUUUUCAGUCAUUAAGCCAGGAACAGCACGCAUGGGCUGUAACCUGUCAGAAAAGCACGGUUUUAUUUUUGGAAUGUAACCAGCAGGCCUUGUGGUUUUGACUGAUAAGAAGGAUUUACACUGUUCUCUGGAACAUAACUUAAGAUCAUAAGUACAGAUAGUUUGAGUGAGAUUAUAUAUAAGUAGACUAAGUCUGGAAUGUCUGUGCAGAGGAAUGUAUUACAUUGCUUUUCAUUCUUACGAGUAUAUCUUUCUCUAAGGGAAAUAAUUUUCCCAGUCAUUGUACUGAAGAUUUUCAAGUAAGAAAUUCUGUAAAUUUUACUUUAUGACUGUGAAAGAGCAGUGAAAAUCCUUCUGUAUUCAAUUUAUGUCUUGUCAAUAUGCGGUUCUUCUUGUUUUGUGUUGAGCAAAAAAUUGUUAGGUCUUUUUCUCUAUGUUAAUGAUAAAGGAAAAAAAAAAUCUGUGAAAUUCAAAGUGUCUG